GAGUUGUACUGGACUGAUUCUACAGGUGACCGACCCUAGUGAUGGACGUACACAAAGAAGAACCGAGUAAAGUCAGGCCAGAAUGGGGGAAGAAAAUCGACUUUCUCUUCGUGACGGUGGGAAGUAGCGUGGGACUCGGCAAUGUCUGGAGGUUCCCCUACAUAUGCUACCGUAAUGGAGGAGGUGUGUUUCUCAUCCCGUACCUGUUCGCUGUACUGGUCAUCGGCAUACCUGUGGCCUUUCUGGAAGCCGGUCUCGGGCAGUUCAUGUCUCGAGGCGCAGUUUCUGCAUGGAAAAUCUGUCCUCUCUUUCAAGGUGUAGGCUGUGCCGUGACGCUACUAAUCAUCUACACUCAGUGUUACUACAACGUGGUUAUGGCGUGGAUCUUGUACUAUCUCUUCUCCUCUUUCACCACGGUGUUACCGUGGUCUCACUGUGGGAACGAGUGGAACACGGUACACUGCCGGGAGCACCGCGGACAAAACCGGAGCGUGAAUGUCACCAGCCUGCUCAACUCGUCUGCACCAGGACUUCUGGGAUACGACGCCGUGGUCGCUUCGAACAGCUCCAACAUCACUCACAAGGUCAUGGACGCAGCAACGGAGUUCUGGGAACGGAAGGUACUCGGUGUGAGCGAAGGCAUUGAGCAUGCUGGCCGAAUUAAAUGGGAGCUUGCCCUCUGUCUGUUACUGGCCUGGGUGCUGGUCUACCUCUGCAUCUGGAAAGGCAUCAAGAUCACCGGCAAGAUCAGCUAUUUCACAGUGACGACGCCUUACAUCCUGUUGAUGGCUCUUCUCAUCAGGGGUGUUCUGUUAGAUGGCGCGUUUGAAGGAAUCCGCUUCUACCUUCUUCCGGAUUGGUCCAAACUUGGCAAGGCUCAGGUUUGGCUGGAGGCUGGAAUCCAGGUGUUUUACUCGUACACUCUGGGGAUGUCUGUUCAUACGGCUCUGGGCAGCUGUAACACAUUCCAUCACAACUCCCUCAGACACCUGUUGAUUUUUGUUGGGGUGAACACCUUCACGAGUUUCCUCUCCGGUUUUGUCAUCUUCUCAGUGUUGGGAUUCAUGGCGACACAACAGUCUCUAUCCAUCAGCGAGGUGGCAGGCUCGGGUCCGGGCUUAGCCUUCGUCGCCUACCCCGAAGCUAUGUCACAGAUGCCGGUAGCGCCUCUGUGGUCCGUCCUCUUUUUCCUGACCCUAAUAUUUGUUGGUAUUGACAGUCAGUUUGCUCACUGUGAAGCCUUUAUAAUAGGCAUCUCGGAUGUUUUUCCGAGAUUGCUAAGGGGAUCACCAAAUAAGGAGAUUUUCUCCGGAGUCAUGUGCUUUGCCUGGUAUCUGGUUGGACUAUCUAUGGUAACAGAGGGAGGGGUCUAUAUCCAGCAGCUGUUUGAAUGGUACUGUGGUGGUCGUAUUUUAAUGCUUGUCGUCUUUCUGGAGUGCUCUGUCAUCGCCUGGAUAUAUGGAGUGUCGCGCUUCCAGGGUAACAUGGAGUACAUGCUGGGAUACAGACUUGGGCCAUUCCUGAAGUUUGCCUGGUUCUUCGCCACACCGACAGUGUCCUUUAUCAUGUUUACAGUUGACAUCGUAUUGUAUCCGGAAAUGACGUAUAGGCGGAAGUCGGGUGUGUAUCACUUCCCCGGGUUUGCCCGUGGAAUCGGCUGGAUCUUGUCCGCUGCCCCUCUCCUCUGUGUCCCCGGGAUGAUGAUAUGGAGGAUGUGUACCGCUAAAGGAUCACUAAUUACGAGGCUGAAAUUCCUCAUUAAACCAGAGUUUGACGACGUUCAGAUGAGACGAGACAAGAAACAGGAGAGUUCUGAGAAGCUGUGCCCAGAGGAGAUACCCAUGACGGCCUGAAAUGGUAGGGGGAGUGGGGGAUGCGAAAAGUCAGCCACGUGACUAUCUCACCACAAGCUUUGGGUGUACCUGAUCUCUACGUUAUAUGGGAAGAGUCGCAAGCUUUGAGAUUUACCUGGCAUCUACCUUAUUUCGGAAGAAACCUUACACCCCACAAGCUUUAGAGUUUACCUGAUCUCUACCUUCGAUGGGAUUUAGGGAUUUACAUACUCUGCAUUUUAUAUAGGUAGUGUGACAAGCUUUGGCAUUUAGCUACACUCCACGUACUUAUGUACUACAUAUUUUCCGCGUUCAUUUCACAUCUUUUCCACACAAAAAAUGUGUGUUUUCAUUCUUGCCAACACUUGAGCGUCCCGCUUGUGCUUACUGUGUAAGCGUCCCGCAUGCUUAAGCAUGCCACAUUCUUUCUUCGCUUACGCAAUCAAGUUUUCACAACCCUGGUAAGCUGUACGCCUUAAAUCUACCUCAGAUACCUCAUCUGGUGUAGUGUUGAGCAACUGUGAGUUCAAAACUACAAAUAUGACAUAAUUAAGAUCUGUUGUUGCAUUUAAAACUUAUGUCAUAUAUGUAAUGCGAAUUGUUGAAACCAAAAGCGCACACAGAAAAGCGCAAUUCAUGCGUAUAAUUUUGUGUAGCCUUUCAGUUUAAAACACAAUGAAAUGAGAAUAUUAGGUGUAGGUGUCCUGGAUCGUUGAGUCCCCCAGCAUUCUGUGAUGAUAUCACCUGGUCUGGUCAUGAACUGGUUAUGAGGUGUUGUAGUUGUGACAGACCAACAACAUGGGAGUUGGGAAGUGCGUUGUUGAUAUUACAUUUAACAUUUCAAAGCGGACCGCUUGAUUCAGAUACCAGAUGUGAUAUUCUAUGAAGAUUAAAUUAAAGGUAGCUUCUAAGCUGCGCUACUGCGUUUAUAAUCAUUCAUAAUGAAAAAAUGCGUCUCCGCAGUAAAUGUAUCUAUUUAUUUGACUUUUAUUUGUCUUUUUCUGCCGUUAGCUUAAAACGUGCUCAAAGGAUCAGAUUAAUUACAGAUUUUAAUUGCUGUAAGGUUUUGAUCUUCAGCAUUGCAUUUGUUUACUCAACCUUGACCAUAAAUGAUGAUGUCACUG
Liolophura sinensis is the source of this 2956-nucleotide messenger RNA. Its product is annotated as sodium- and chloride-dependent GABA transporter 2-like. Gene Ontology annotation, biological process: amino acid transport; sodium ion transmembrane transport; nitrogen compound transport. Lineage: Eukaryota; Metazoa; Mollusca; Polyplacophora; Chitonida; Chitonidae. The transcript is spliced from 13 exons. Bases 42 to 1853 code for a protein of 603 amino acids. The record is from RefSeq and is a predicted model, not a curated record. Gene Ontology annotation, molecular function: gamma-aminobutyric acid:sodium:chloride symporter activity. Gene Ontology annotation, cellular component: plasma membrane.